AUGACUCGUUGGAAUGCUGCACGGACAAAGAUUCAGCUGAAGCUGGCGAUUCAGCGCUCACGCAUGCUACAAGAGAAAAAGGCCGCUCUUGCGAAGCGAGCCCGACUUGACAUAGCUGAGCUGGUGGAGCGUGGCAAGCUUGAAUCGGCUCGUAUUAAGGUCGAGUCGCUCAUUAUGGACGAUGUUCAUUUAGAACUUCUUGAGGUGCUCGAGCUGUAUUGUGAGACUUUGCAUGCUCGCUUUGCAUUACUUGAGCUGAAAAAUACUGAACCCGAUGAUGCUAUACGUGAGCCUAUGCUAGCUGUCAUCCAUGCAGCGCACCGAACGGAGCUUCAGGAAUUGCAUGUACUUAAGGACAUGCUUAGUGCACGCUAUGGCUCAGAGUUCGCCGACGCGGCGCUAGAAAAUCCCGAUGGUCGUGUGCCGGAACGUAUUACGCGGAAAUUGGCUUUCUCUAUGCCAUCACCCGAGCUUGUUGAUGCUUACCUCACCGAAAAGCGUACCAAGUCCAAGUACCUGCCGAGGUCGCUUGUCAAAAUGUAA
Molecule: messenger RNA, 543 nt
Organism: Malassezia globosa CBS 7966
Lineage: Eukaryota; Fungi; Basidiomycota; Malasseziomycetes; Malasseziales; Malasseziaceae
Exons: 4
Coding region: 1-543 (180 amino acids)
Biological process (GO): protein transport
Source: RefSeq, a predicted model, not a curated record